AUGAUGUUUCCCGCUUACGCAUUUAGUGCUGCAGCACCAUCCACAGCUUGGCCAGCGUUGCUACCACCACUUCAACCUAUACCGCCACACAGUUCCACUCGAAAUGAUACGAGUCCUGAUUGUGCAAAUGCUCGAAAAGUUCACGAACGAAACUGUUUUGUCUACUUAACACCGUAUCUGGGUCUUGCUGUCGAUGACAGGAACAAACGGAAGCAACGUCGUAAUCGAACAACAUUCAACCAGCAACAACUAAACGAACUUGAAGCAGCUUUUCACAAAUCGCAUUAUCCUGACGUGUUCGCACGCGAAGAGCUUGCUAUGAAGAUAAAUUUACCAGAAGCCAGAGUACAGGUGUGGUUUCAAAAUCGUCGAGCAAAGUGGCGAAAAAUAGAACGUGAUGAUCAGAAAUUGAAUCACUGCAAUGGUCAACAUGGAAGUGUUGUAUCUAGUGUACGGCUCAGCGAAUCACAUCUGUUCUCGGCACUAGCUUCACCACCCUCUUCACUGUCAACAGCUUUAAGCCAGUUCUGCUCCAUCAGAACAUUAACACGACCAUAG
Molecule: messenger RNA, 558 nt
Organism: Loa loa (African eye worm)
Lineage: Eukaryota; Metazoa; Nematoda; Chromadorea; Rhabditida; Onchocercidae
Exons: 4
Coding region: 1-558 (185 amino acids)
Biological process (GO): regulation of transcription by RNA polymerase II
Molecular function (GO): RNA polymerase II transcription regulatory region sequence-specific DNA binding; DNA-binding transcription factor activity, RNA polymerase II-specific
Source: RefSeq, a predicted model, not a curated record